AUGGACUCCUCCGCCCCCGCCGACGACGUCGCCGCCCCCGCCAACACCGCCGCCGCCGCUGCCCUCGCCGCCCCCGCCAACACCGCCAACACCGCCCCCGCCAACACCGCCAACACCGCCGCCGCUGACGCCGCCGCUGCUGCUGCUGCUGCCACUGCUGCUGCUGCCACUGCCGCCGCCGCCCUCGCUGCCGCCCCCGCCCUCCCGCCGCUCCCCCUGCCCCCGGCCCGCCCACCGCCGCCGCCCUGCUCGCCAUGCCGCCCGCCUCGCGGGCCUGCACAAGGCUGGCUUCUCGGCCAGUCCAGCGCCAGCUGGAGUUCCGCGCGGGCUACGAGCCCAGCAAGUUCAACCUCGCUGAACCUCGAAUCUGCGCUCGCGCAGGUUGUCGGCCGCGUCGCCCCCACCGAAUGCGACUCCUGCCAGCGAGCAGCUGGCCCGUAUACUACCUGCGUGGUAGUUACAGGCCAGCUGCUCGACUCGUGCGCCAACUGCCACUAUGGCAGUGAGGGCGCCCGCUGCUCCUUCCGCCACCUUAUUGACCCUGCUACAGCCACGCCCGCCCCCGUCGUCCCCGUCCCCGCCAUCGCCACCCCCUCCAGGUCCCGCCGCCAGGUCGCUGCCGCUGCCGCUGCCGCUGCUGCUGCCCCUGCCCCUGCCGCUGCCCCUGCCACUCCCUCCAAGAAGCGCCGCCGCACCACCGCCACCCCUGCUGCCUCCCCCGCCACCGCCUCCAAGAAGGAGAAGAAGAAGGAGAAGAGGAAGAGGAAGAAGAAGACGGCUCUAGAGCUUGCUAUGGAUUCCUCCUCCUCAGAGGACAGUGAUGAAGAUGAUGAGGAUUAA
Messenger RNA from Ascochyta rabiei, 840 nucleotides. RefSeq lists its product as uncharacterized. Bases 1 to 840 code for a protein of 279 amino acids. The record is from RefSeq and is a predicted model, not a curated record. NCBI's taxonomy places the organism in Eukaryota, Fungi, Ascomycota, Dothideomycetes, Pleosporales, Didymellaceae. The transcript has 4 exons.